AUGUUGGUUGAAACUAAAAUUAUCGUUCAACAAGUUUCACAACAGUCUUUGAACUUCAAUAAAGAAUUUCCAUCAGUUGCCUUUGAAAGUUUUCUUAAGAAUGAUUUCCGAUUGCGGAAGAAGCCGGUUGAGAUUCCAUACAAUGUUGACAUGACGAGAAAAACAAAACUGGAAAGUUUCCAUCGUAUUAAACAUCAUUGCAAUUACAUAAAUGUGAAGCCAUGA
Molecule: messenger RNA, 225 nt
Organism: Clunio marinus
Lineage: Eukaryota; Metazoa; Arthropoda; Insecta; Diptera; Chironomidae
Source: the annotation of a GenBank genome assembly